GCGAAUUCCAGGAUGAAGAAAAAAUAGGGGAAAGGUAAACUCAAAGUCGAAAAGAAAAUUAUAAGGAAGAAAUCUGAACAAAGCACAUCAUCAAAAGCAGGAAGACUUUAAAAAAGAAUACUACAUCUUUCCUUCAGUGCUUUAAACUGUAAACUGUUGCUACUAACAAUUUCCCAGGAAGAAAAGAAAUCCAGUAUUGGAAAACUCAGGCUAUAGUAUUAGUGAAGAGAGACUUUAGAGCAUACUGUGGGUGGUUAUGCAGGUAUUAGAUUUCGUUUACCAAAAGCAAGACUUACAUCACUGAAAACCAGAUGAUGGAAGGAACAGAAGCUUUAUAAAACAGGGAUGAGAAGGCAAUGCAGCAACUUCCCUGAUUCUGAAUAAAAACACCAAUACCAAAAAGACCACUAUGCUCCAGCUUGCAAACCUCUGUAGAUUCUGGUGUGACAAUCAUAAGGAUAUGCUAGUAAGCCCUACAUAAACCUGAUAAAAAGGUUAGCAAAUUUGAUAGUGUUUCUUUAAAAUAUAACAGAAAAAGAAUAAAUCUAUUAACAAAGAAAUUUCAGGGGCGGAAAGGUGGGGAAAGGAGUUGACACAGUGCAGUCAGAACCCGUUCGGAGACAUCAGGGCAAAGCUGAAGAAGGACCUGGAGCUGAAGUAGAAGCAUCUGAGGAAAACAAGGACAAAUCCAAGGAGGAGAGCAACCAGGAAGUGAAGCAUUAUGGCACUGGUAAAGGAGCUCCUCAGAGCCAGAAACCUGCUGCUGGUUGUGCUCAUUCCACUUCUGCUGCUUCCUCUGCCACUUUUAUACCCCAGUAGUGAAGCCUCAUGUGCCUAUGUGCUGAUAGUGACAGCUGUGUACUGGGUCUCAGAAGCGGUACCACUCGGAGCUGCAGCCCUAGUUCCUGCUUUCCUCUAUCCUCUCUUCGGAGUCAUGAAGUCCAGUGAGGUGGCUGCAGAGUAUUUCAAGAACACAACUUUGCUCCUCAUGGGGGUGAUUUGUGUGGCAGCUUCUGUUGAAAAGUGGAACCUACAUAAGCGGAUUGCCUUGCGUAUGGUCAUGAUGGCUGGUGCCAAGCCAGGCAUGUUACUUCUCUGCUUUAUGUGCUGCACAACCAUUUUAUCCAUGUGGCUUUCCAAUACCUCCACCACAGCGAUGGUGAUGCCAAUUGUGGAGGCAGUGCUACAAGAAUUAGUGAAUGCUGAGGAGGAGCAUGAGGUCAUCGGUACUGCAGGCAACACCAUUUCUGAAGAGAGGGAGCCAAAAGGUCUCAGCGAAAAACAUGGCCAAGCCUCAAUGGAGGUCAUUUUCAUCAAUGAGGAUGCUACGACCACUGACUUCAGCUCCCUGGUACAUACUAAGAAUAUGAAUGGUGUGCACAUGAUAGCCAACCCAAUUGGAACUGUGACUCCCCCAAACAAGGGGCAGAAUCUACCUCAGACUCAGAUACUUGUCCUGCCUCCUAACCCCAGAGAUCUGGACCUGAGCACUAAAUACCAGUACCAGUCCAGACAUGAUCACAUGAUCUGCAAGUGCCUGUCCUUGAGCAUCUCAUAUGCUGCAACCAUUGGGGGAUUGACCACCAUCAUAGGGACCUCCACUAGCCUCAUCUUCUUAGAGUACUUCAACAACCACUAUCCACAUGCUGAGGUGGUGAAUUUUGGAACUUGGUUCUUGUUCAGCUUCCCCAUAUGCCUCAUCAUGCUGGUCUUGACUUGGUUCUGGAUGCACUGGCUGUUCUUGGGAUGCAAUUUUAAAGAAACAUGUUCUGUGAGCAAGAAGAAGAAGACCAAACGAGAAGAGAUGUCAGAGAGGAGAAUUCAAGAGGAAUAUGAGAAACUGGGGAAUACUAGCUAUCCUGAGAUGGUGACUGGGUUUUUCUUCAUCUUGAUGACCUUGCUUUGGUUUACACGGGAGCCUGGCUUUGUUCCAGGCUGGUCAUCUUUAUUUGAGAAAAAAGGCUACCGGACUGAUGCUACUGUCUCUGUCUUCCUUGGUUUUCUCAUGUUCCUGAUUCCAGCAAAGAAACCAUGCUUUGGAAAGAGGGAUAAAGGAGAUAGUGAAAAUUCUACAGAUAUUAACUCAAUGGAGCCAAUAAUUACAUGGAAGGACUUCCAGAAGACCAUGCCCUGGGAGAUUGUAGUGCUGGUUGGAGGAGGUUAUGCUCUAGCGGCUGGAUGCAAGACCUCUGGCCUUUCGACAUGGAUUGGACGCCAGAUGUUGUCCUUGAGCAGCCUUCCCUACUGGGCUGUCACUCUGCUGGCUUGCAUCUUGGUGUCCAUGGUAACAGAGUUCGUUAGUAACCCAGCAACCAUAACAAUCUUUCUGCCUAUUUUAUGCAGUAUGUCGGAAACCUUGCAUAUCAACCCUUUAUACACUCUGAUUCCUGUAACAAUGUGUAUUUCCUUUGCGGUGAUGCUGCCAGUGGGCAACCCCCCAAAUGCCAUUGUAUUCAAUUACGGGCACUGCCAGAUCAAAGACAUGGUGAAAGCUGGCUUGGGUGUAAAUCUGAUUGGUCUAGUGGUUGUCAUGGUGGCGAUCAACACUUGGGGAAUUAGCCUCUUCCAACUGGAUACAUUUCCAGAAUGGGCAAUGGUCAGCAAUGUAACUGGUCAGUCAUAACCAUCAAUGACAAAACUUGCAGAACCAAAGCUGAUUGGGGCAAAAUAUUUAGUUUAAAUUGCACAAAUAAAAGGAAGGAAGAAACUUGAGUGUAUAUAGAUUCAGUAGCCUCCACAAAACCAUGAAGCAAGUCCAGAGAAAGGUCUCCCAUGAAAGACACCUUGCCCUUUAUUUCCUAAAGUGAACAUUUACAUUGCCUUUGUCAAUGUUCAAAAUCAACAUGAGAAUAAAAAGUCAGAUUUGCUAUGAUUUAUUGCUGCUUACCCUGAGAUACCAUAAUUCCAAAAGAGAAGCCUGCUUAUAGUUUUCCUCUUGCUAUAGAAUAAUUACAUAGAACUGUCCCCAUUGAAAUACAGGAUACAUGAUUCCAAGGAGAGAACUCAAGAAUAUAAUGGAUACCAUUCAGAUUUCCACAGGGGAUGUUAUUCCUAACUUGAAGGUUUUAUAAGCCUAAUUCUUUGCAAUGCAAAAAUUUUUUCUGAGGUGAGUCAUUGCUGCUUCAGAAGGACCAAUUAGUCAGAGACAGAAGGUAGAGAGAAAUCUGAAUAGCAAAUGUGUAGCACCCACAGGAAUGGGAGGGAAGAAACAACUACACAGAUAGGGACAAGGGGCCUGGGCAUGGCUAUAGGGGAGGGGACUGAGGGUUUCUCCACAGUUCUAGCAUGAAAAUUCAUGUACUGCAGUACUUGUGGUCUCUCUUUUGGAAAAGGGAACUUCAGAACCUCCUCCAGAUCUCAGUUGGAAAGUAUUUGUCAGGCUUUGCAUUCCUUUUUAUUUCACUACUGUGGUGAGAGCUUUCUCUAGCAGUGAAAGCAGUUCCCAGUAAACCCUUAUGUGGCCGGGCCACAUGUUCUCUAAAUGGAGAAGGGACAGUCUCAUCCAAGAUCACAAUCAAUGCUGCACCAUGAGUAAGAAGGGAGAGGGCUGAAGAGGUGUGGCACUGGCAUAAUCUCAACAUCACCACAUUCACUCCAAGACUCCACUCACCUGCUUUCUAGCAGCCCAAAGACCAGGAGCUCCAAACUAAGCUAGCUUCGAGAUACAGCAACUAAGAGGCAUACCAAGAAUAUGUCUGCACUGUAAUAUAAGCCCAGGGUUUGGACUCAGGCUCAAGCCUAACCCCUCCUUCCGUCUACACACAAAUUGCACUGAUCCAGGGUCCUAGGACCCCACAGGGGUGUAGGUUGCAAGUCUGAGUCAAGCCAGGACCCAGGGUUCAAGCCCUACUUCUUUGCAGAGUAGUCACAGCCCCAUGGGACUUGUGCACUGGGAGUCAGCCAAAGGUAUUCCACAAUCUUAUGGGUUGACUUUCUUUGUCCUCUGGACAGGCAAGUUUGGUGGAGGGUCACGUUUUCCAACCCUAGAGCAGCCACAUUUUGAGAGAGUGCUAGGAAGUCUGGGAUAUGGGUGGUUGGACUCAGGGCCACAUAAUGCAGUGUAGACUCUGGAGCUCCAGGUUGAGACCCAGGGUUCAAUAAUUCAUAGACUCAUAGACUCUAAGGUCAGAAGGGACCAUUAUGAUCAUCUAGUCUGACCUCCCGCAUGAUGCGGGCCACAAAAGCUGACCCACCCACUCCUGGAAGAAUUCUCUCCCUUGACUCAGCUGUUGAAGUCCCCAAAUCAUGAUUGAAAUACUUCAAAUCGCUAAGAAUCCUCCAGCAAGCGACCCCUGCCCCAUGCUGCGGAGGAAGGCGAAAAACCUCCAGGGCCUCUGCCAAUCUACCCUGGAGGAAAAUUCCUUCCCGACCCCAAAUAUGGCGAUCAGCUGAACCCCAAGCAUGCGGGCAAGAUUCUCUAGCCAGACCCUCUGGAAAUGAGUCUAUGAGUCUAUAAGAUUGGCUUAUAUUACUAGUCACUGGGGUUACAAAUGAGUGUAGACGUGCAAGAUAACUAGAGUUCUAUAUCCCUGGGCUUACAUUGCAGUGUAACUAUACUCCAAGGGGCCAGUCUCUCUCACCUUUCUAAAGGCGGAUGAUCUGCAUUACUGACUGGAUCCCAAUGAUCCCCAGUAGGCUUCCCUCAUGCAAUGUAUUUUUAAUUACUGAUUUACUGUCAAUUUUUGAUCUGUGUAUUAGGAAAAUUGGCUCUCACAUAAUCACUAUCUAUGUACUUUAAUCAGUUUUUAUAGAGCUCAUUCAAUAGGCUACCCACUUUGAAACGAGCAUCUCUCACAGUUAGUGUGAAUUGUCUACAGUGCAUCAAUAAGAUGUCAAUAAAAUAAAUUAUUCACUGUGUCAUGUU
This is a messenger RNA of Chrysemys picta bellii (western painted turtle), 4864 nucleotides long. RefSeq names its product solute carrier family 13 member 4 (gene SLC13A4). Gene Ontology annotation, molecular function: transmembrane transporter activity. Gene Ontology annotation, cellular component: membrane. The record is from RefSeq and is a predicted model, not a curated record. Gene Ontology annotation, biological process: transmembrane transport. Lineage: Eukaryota; Metazoa; Chordata; Testudines; Emydidae.